AUGAGCAUUACAACAUCCGAUGGUACUAUCCUGAGCGUCGGAGCCGGUGCUGAGAAAAUUGCGAGAUGCAGAAAUGGACGAUGGCAGGCUCAGAGUAUUGACGGCCAAUUUGUAAGAUUCAUCAGUGUGCAGUGCCUGAAAGACGUCACGGUGGCUACACCAACAGGAAGCGCUCCAACAAAGCCCUUCCCCUCACGACCUACCCCUACGCGACCACAUCCCACACGUACCGCUCCCACGCGACCACAUCCCACACGUACCGCUCCCACGCGACCACAUCCCACACGUACCGCUCCCACGCGACCACAUCCCACACGUACCGCUCCCACGCGACCACAUCCCACACGUACCCCUCCCACGCGGGACCAGAUCACACACGUACCCAUCCCACGCGACCGCAUCCCUCACAUACCGCUUCCACUCAACCAGAAUCCACAGGUACUAAACCCACGCGGCCAGAAUCCACAGGUACUCAACCCACGCGACCGAAACCCACAAAUGUCGCUCCCACAAAACCAGAACCCACGCACGCCGCUCCCACCGAACCAGCUUCCACACACUCACCUACCGUGCGACCAAGUCCCACGCAUAUAG
Molecule: messenger RNA, 594 nt
Organism: Cooperia oncophora
Lineage: Eukaryota; Metazoa; Nematoda; Chromadorea; Rhabditida; Trichostrongylidae
Source: the annotation of a GenBank genome assembly